GCGCCUCCGCUGGGGAAAUGCGAGAAUUGACGAAGCGGCGUAUGAAUAUUUAGUAGCUCGCGAUGACGUUGCGUUAUUUGGUAACCUAUGAGGGGCGACCAGACGCGGUGAUUAAUAUUCAUGAGUUGGCCACACGGCUUUUAACGUGGCAACGCAUGAACAAGAAUGGUGAAGAGGAAGGGAAUAAGGAACAAGAACCAAAAGAGAAGAAGAAAGAAGAGACUACAAAAUUAAACUGGAAAGAAUGGAUAAUAGAUCCAUCCGAAGAGUUUUAUUAUACGUGGUUGCAAAUUAUGAUACUCCCUAUCUGCUACAACUGGGUCAUCAUAAUAUUCAGGACGUGCUUCUAUACGAUCGAGGAGACGUUUCUGGCAACAUGGCUCACCUUGGAUUAUAUCUCUGACUUGUUCUACGUGCUUGACACGGUUAUUGGGUUUCGCACAGGUUUUCUGGAGCAGGGUAUCCUGGUGCGAGACUUGUCCCUUUUAAAAAAGCGUUACAUGCGCUCCUCUCGCUUCAAGUGGGACAUUGCCUCCCUACUGCCUACCGAUCUACUCUACCUGAAACUGGGCAUCCACACGCCUCUAGUUCGGGUCAAUCGCUUCCUGCGAACGGGCCGCAUGAACGAGGCCCUGGACCGCAUGGAAACGCGGUCAUCCUAUCCAAACACCUUCCGCGUCGCCAAACUCAUGCUGUAUAUUUUCGUGCUCAUCCACUGGAACGCCUGCGUCUACUUCUCUCUGUCUAAUUACAUUGGCUUCGGCGCGGAUGUGUGGGUCUACCCCAAUAUCUCCGACCCCGACUUUGCUGCCACGAGACGGCAGUACUUCUACUGCUUCUGGUUUUCCACUCUCAUCCUCACCACAGUGGGUGACACUCCGCCGCCCGCUCGCGAAGAGGAGUAUCUGUUUUUGGUCGCGGACAUGCUGAUCGCCGUGCUGGUGUUUGCUUCCGUGGUGGGGAGCAUGGGGGACGUGAUAUCGAGCUUGCGUGAUCGUGACAACGUGUUUUUUCCCAAUCACGAGCUUGUGAAGGGUUACCUGCGCAGCCGACGCAUCAGCAAAGAACUGCAGAAACGAGUCAACGACUGGUACCAGCAUCUCCACAUCAACAAAAAGAUCACACGGGAGAAUGAGAUUCUUCAGCAUCUUCCAAUCACACUUCAGACAGCAAUAGCCGUGAGCGUGCAUCUGCCCACUCUGUCCAAAGUCACCAUCUUUCAGAAUUGUGAGAACAGUCUGUUGGAGCAGCUGGUACUUAAACUCACCCCACAGGUGUAUAGCCCAGGAGAGUAUGUAUGCAAGAAGGGAGAUGUAGGUCAUGAGAUGUACAUCAUUAAAGAGGGGAAGCUGGCAGUUGUGGCAGAUGAUGGAGUCACUCAGUUUGCUGUUCUCGGGGAAGGAAACUUCUUUGGAGAAAUCAGUAUCUUGAACAUCAAAGGUAACAAAUCGGGAAAUAGACGAACAGCCAACAUUCGCAGCAUUGGUUACUCAGAUCUCUUCAGCCUAUCGAAAGAGGACCUGACUGAAACACUUCUCGAGUACCCUGCAGCCAAACGCCUGUUGGAGGAGAAGGGUCGUCAGAUCCUGACGAAGAUGGGGAUGCUGGAAGAGACAGAAGAAGGGGAGGAAGAGGUGGAGAAAACGGAGGACAAGGUGAAGCGCUUAGAGGCCAACCUAGAGACCCUGCAGACCAAACUGGCUCGACUGAUAGCUGAACUGGAGUCUAGUGCCCGAAAAAUGAUGCAAAGAGUGGAACAAUUGGAACUGCAAACCGAAGGAUGGGAAGGCAUUGUGGCCGAGGGUGCACAGGGAGAAAUAGAAGAGCAGGGAAAAGUAAAAGAGAGGGAGAUUGGGGAUGGGAAAGGAGAAGGAGAAGGGGACAAGGAAGAUGAAGAUGAGCUAGUAGUGGAAGGAGAAAGAGGAGAGGGUGAUGGAGGAGAGGAAAGCCUGAGAGAAAAAGAGACAAAGGUAGGAGGGAAUGAGAAAAGUGAAAAAGAGACAGAGGACACAGGGGAUGAGCUAACAAAGACAAAAAGACAGGAUCAGAAAAGAGAUUAAAUGUAAGUAGAAUAUAUAUGUAAAAUAUACAGAUACAUUUAAAAUAUACUGUUUAAAUGUUUGGGGUAGAUUUAGACAUUGAAAUGAUCAAAAGUGACAGUAUAAACGAUUCUGCUUAAAAAACACACU
Molecule: messenger RNA, 2189 nt
Organism: Puntigrus tetrazona (Sumatra barb)
Lineage: Eukaryota; Metazoa; Chordata; Actinopteri; Cypriniformes; Cyprinidae
Gene: cnga4
Product: cyclic nucleotide gated channel subunit alpha 4
Exons: 8
Coding region: 63-2060 (665 amino acids)
Biological process (GO): monoatomic cation transmembrane transport
Cellular component (GO): intracellular cyclic nucleotide activated cation channel complex; plasma membrane
Molecular function (GO): intracellularly cGMP-activated cation channel activity; intracellularly cAMP-activated cation channel activity; cGMP binding
Source: RefSeq, a predicted model, not a curated record